Messenger RNA from Zonotrichia leucophrys gambelii, 582 nucleotides. Its product is annotated as 2-acylglycerol O-acyltransferase 2-B-like. NCBI's taxonomy places the organism in Eukaryota, Metazoa, Chordata, Aves, Passeriformes, Passerellidae. Gene Ontology annotation, molecular function: diacylglycerol O-acyltransferase activity. Gene Ontology annotation, cellular component: endoplasmic reticulum membrane. Gene Ontology annotation, biological process: triglyceride biosynthetic process; diacylglycerol biosynthetic process. The transcript has 4 exons. The annotation marks the transcript as partial. The record is from RefSeq and is a predicted model, not a curated record.
CGCCCCCCAUGGCCCUGCCGGAGUUCGCCCCCCUGCGCCUCCCCCUGCGGCGCCGCCUGCAGACCCUGGCCGUGCUGCAGUGGGUCUGCUCCUUCCUGCUGCUCGGCCAGCUGUGCACGCUGCUGUUCGUGCUGGCGCUCCGCGGCCCGCUCUGGCUGCCGGCGCUGCUCUAUGGGCUGUGGCUGCUGGCGGACCGCGACACGCCCCGCCGCGGGGGGCGCCCUAGCGCCUGGGUCCGCUCCUGGCCCGUCUGGAACCACUUCCGGGACUACUUCCCCAUCUCGCUGAUCCGCACGGUGCCGCUGGACCCCGGGCGCAAUUACGUGUUCGGGUUCCACCCUCACGGGGUUUUGGCCGCCGGAGCCUUCGGCAAUUUCUGCACCGAGGCCACCGGGUUUGGGCGCCUCUUCCCGGGGCUGCAGCCGCGGCUGCUGACGCUGCCCUGCUGGUUCCGCCUGCCGUUCUUCCGGGACUAUGCCAUGGCCGGCGUUCAGUUAAAUAGGAAAUGUCCUGGGGGCUUUGGGGUGAUGCUGCCCUGCUGGUUCCGCCUGCCGUUCUUCCGGGACUAUGCCAUGGCCAGCG